Megalopta genalis is the source of this 8975-nucleotide messenger RNA. RefSeq lists its product as uncharacterized. The record is from RefSeq and is a predicted model, not a curated record. Lineage: Eukaryota; Metazoa; Arthropoda; Insecta; Hymenoptera; Halictidae. Gene Ontology annotation, molecular function: protein binding.
GUCGAGGCCGCCUGCCGAGCGGCAACCCCCCCGACGCUCAGUGGUACCGCUUCCUUCGUAGCAAGCGUUACGCGCGCGUUCCUCUCCACCGCGUCCACGGUUCUCCAUGGAUUCUCAACCCUUCGAAAAGUGUCGUCGAAUCGUUGUCAUUCCCGAUCCGUUGUUUCGCUACCGAUCGCGGCUACUCGUCGGACAGUGAUAAUUUCGCCUCUGUUGGCCCACGGUUUCAUUUUCGCGCGGAUUUAACAUCCUUGCGAUAUACCGAGUGUUCUUGCCGAUCCGGUCGUAGCCGCCUGUUGUUUCGUUGCUCGCCGAUUAUCGGUACCGUUCCCGUACGACUUUCCCCUUCCGGCGAACCGGUGUGUCCAGCAUGUAGCGCUCGCUGUAAUUUUAAAGGACGAACGACUCUCUAUUGUCGUGUAUACUAAAGACUGGUAGGCAUCAUAACUGCGAGUGAUCGCGCGGAAUAGUUGCCAGUGUAUAGAACAGUCGUUUGGGAAACUGUUCAACGCGGAACCGAUGCUGUGCUUGUAAACUGACUUUCAUUUUCCGGGAUCCUCGUCCCCGUUUCGAUCUUGGCAAGAGGCUUUCAAGAGGGAACAGUAUCUCCACGAAUUCCGAUUCGUCGACGGAUGAUUCAGAGUUCCUGAUUGUGCGAUAUCGAUUGGCGUUUCAAUUGAUUGCGACUGGGAUGAUUCUUUUCUUACGUUGUUUGCAUGGCGAUAUGCAAAUACGAUGCGUCUUCUGAAGGUCCUUCAGGAUCAUUCUGCUAUAGCCAGACAUUUAUGCAUCUGCACCUAGUUAUAAAUCGUUACCCUGUCAAACACAGCAGUAAUAUGCGAUUGAAUUUUGUCGACAGUAAAGAUUCAAGUUUUGUAGUUAUGACGCAAUGAAAGGAGAAGAAUGCAGCACGGCAAAUGAGGCUAGAUGAGCCCGAACCUCAAGAAAGGUGCAUGCACAGAUUACAUUCAGGUCGUUUACGAAUCGCCGAAGCGCACAUCUCUCAGAGAAAACACAAGCGGAAACAAGUACGUGUGUGGAACAAUACGCGGCCCAUCCUUGGCCCGCCAUUUUGGCGGCAUGAUCCUUUGGGCCACUAUACUAUUCCUUCAAGGAGCUAGUUUCGUCGGUUCGGUGACAGGUAUACCUGGCGUUCCCGAGAAUAUAACUGUGAUGUUCCUGAAUCCGACGUCAGUCCGCGUCUCCUGGAGCACAAGUCAAGUCGAACAAGUGGAGAAGUACGAUGUCACAUACAAGCCAACGGACGCCAGAUGUUUCACCACAAAUCUACAUGUUUCAUCACAAAAUAACAAUAGGGAACACAAUAACAGUUACAGGGUGGUGGCGGUGGUUGCUGGAAAUAGCGAAGCGGUAACGUUGAGCGGACUCAAAGCUGACACUCAGUACCAACUGACCGUCACUGCCACCAAAGCUGGCGUAAAAUAUCGAAGUCGACCAAUCGUCUUCCGUACACUAGAGCCGCCCCGAACAUCCCCUCAACAGGAUGCAGCGGUGACUGGCGGCCCUCUUCCUCCUUCCCCACCUUCUUCUGACCAACCACAGCACUAUAUACAGGUCCGUGGCGUAGAAGUGGGUAUAGUGGUGUUGAUGUUGAUCUUUUGGGGAGGCGCGAUAGCGCUCUUCUUCAAUCGUUGGGGCAAGAUUCGCAUGUUGCUGCCAUAUCAACCCGACUACAAGGAACAGUUAAAGGUUCCUGGGACUGGGGUAUGCGCAGCGUCGAACUCCGCAUACACGCAACACCCGACUCAACACACCUGCUCUCAGCAUCUGCACUGGUCGAACCAUCAGAUGGACUCCUUGGAUAGCGGACCUGGACUCGGCUUGCCGAGAACCUCGAGACCACGAGUGAACAGCGCCAUCGAUGUGGCCGGCUUUGUAUCCCAGGAAUUUUUACGGAGGCACGGUUCCACCUCGAAAUUGUGUCGGAAGGUCCGCAGUGCAGACAAUUUACCACUCACAUCGUCGAAUCGACCAGAUCAACGAAAUUCGAAAGAAGAGGGCAUCGAUGGCGACAAAGAGUCCUUUCUAAAGCCAACUCCGGAAGAAAAACCAGAAGAUUCGAAACUGAAGGGGCAGACCGCCUUCAAAGGUGGUUCCAAGGAAAAUCAUCAGCAACAGACUUCAAGGGAUUCUCCAAUCGCGUCGUCAUCAUCAUUUGUUGGUCGACGCUUCGCAGGAUGGAGAGCCAGCGGAAGUCACGAAUACGUUCCCGUAAGACAACCUGCUUCCAUGGACGAACGGUAUUACCGACCGUCUUGCGUCCUCGACGCCCGUCCGCUCUGUCAUCACCACUCUCAUCGGCGAAUUGAUCACUCGAAGAGCUGCGACUACACGAGAAGCACGCCCGAAUCGAGCAUGGACGUCCAACACUUUGGUCUGCCCAUACUUAGCGUAAGCGAGCCAAGCCCGCCGGACGAGAACGACCGCGUGGACGAAUAUUUGUAGGACAUGCUUGCCGAGGACUUCCUCAAGGAGCUCCUCGUGUGACCACGCAUGAUCACUCUACUAUACUUCGCGCGACCCGAAACGUCGAGUAUACGCCGUUUCUUGGUAAACUCAAAGCAAACCUACCGAUCGCGCGCCGACAAGCUGAUUGCGAGACUUUCGUAAUUACGAUCGCUAGUUCGGGGACGGAUUUUCGAUUCGAUCGUCCACUUGAAAUCGAUUAUGUUCCGAUCGGACAGUAAGAAACGCGACGUUUCAUGUCAAUUUUAAAGACAGUUUUAACUCGAUCGUACACUGACGAACUGGAUGAACCGACUUGGUCGCGAGGCCCUAACCGAUUUACUAUUCGACGACGAUCAGUAAAUUCUUUUGCUGCGAUGCAGCAUCGAUUGUCGUUAAUUAUCCUUCAUAUCGUGUGUAUCGUCUCGAUGCGAAAUUCCUUACUAUUAAUCGGUACGAAACAAUCUCGAACAGUAAAAUUUUUACUUAUUAUUGUUGUAAUUGUCACAGUCGAAUGCCGAGGGGCGAAGGGGAACAUUCUUCCGUAAUGAUCAAUCAGACCUAUUUGAACAUCAAGAAAAUUGAAUAGUUGACGGAAAUUAGGAAGACGCAAUGAUCGCGUUUCAGUUCAAAGUAUUCGGAAGCCUUCGAUCUAAGUAUUCAGUGCUUUGAAAGAAUUCAGUUACAUUACAGAUUGAAAUGUAUUUUUCUUACAGAAAGACUUUCUUAUGUGUAGAAUGUACAAAGUAUUACAGAUAUUUUCGAAGUAAUAUGCGAACAAAAUAAAUCUUCGUACGCCAGAAAAGUAUUUUAACCGUUGCGGUUUUCUAGACAAAGUCUAUUAUAGUAGUCGAGCGAGAGUCUAAAUAGUUGAAUAGUCAAAACUAAGCAAUAGAUUAGUUAAUUAAAGUCUAAAUAGUAAACGUUACCGAUCAUUUAUACCAACAAAUUAAAUGUAUCGUACUAUAUUAUUUUACUAGGUAUUUAAAAUCAAUCUCAUAUAUUCGAUAAUUAAAAAAAGCAUACGAUUUCUAAUCCGUAUUUAGUUUCGGAUAAUUAAAGAAAAACAAAUUGUGGGUGUAAAGCAACAGAAGUGAUAACGACACAAUUUUAUUAACGUAUACGUUGGAAAAAUUAUUUUCUUAGUGAAAGUAAAUUUACAGUACAAUGUACCAGAAGAAAAUCAUAAGUUUCCCUUUCCAAAUUAACAGCAUUGACAUGACUUUACGAUGAUCCAGUAGUGUAUGAAACACGUGAUAUAAAAAAUUUGAUGAUUAAAUAAUUACCACAGUUUAUAAAUAGACUACGGAUUUUGUGUAUUUACGAAAAGAAGGAAUAGGUGCAGUCAAGAACAGUGGUUACUGAAAAAUAGUUAAAUGAUUCCAAUACAUCAUUUUGAAUUAAUUACAGUUAUUAAAGAAAGGUAGAAGCUCUGAGGAACUCCUGUUUCUUGUAACAAAUGCGGAACAUUUUUAUUUUGCAUAAAGAUCCGCAGUUUACUUGUAAACCACAGCUAAAAUCAAACUAAAAUUAUCGAUGUUUACAAAAAAAAUUUCAUAAAAUCAGGCUUACACAGUUGAUCUAUAAUACGUCAUUGAGAGCUGGAUACAGUGGAACAUUUCUCAGUAAAAGUCUAUCGGCUGUUGAAUGAAUUAUUUACAAGUUUCUCCGCAUACUAAUCGAACGAUAAAUUAAUGAAAAAUUUAGAGAGUUUCGUUAAAAAAUCUAUUAUAUAUUCUAUUUACAAUUAAAGAACAUUCUAAUGAACAUUUAAAAACAAUUUACUUCAAUGAUACAACUUCUCCCAGUAAUCUUGUAAUUUCGUAAUAGAUAUUCCAAACUCCGAAAAAUCCUGCGAAAAACUGAUUUAACAGGAGUUUUUGAAACCACCCUGCAUACUUUAUAUAUUAAAAAUAUCUCGCGUACCUUACUUUACCGAAACGAAGCUUUAUUGUUCGUUUUAAAUAGAACAUAUAGCAUCAAUAGGGAGAAGUUAAUAACAUAUGGAAACUUGAUUAUUAAAAAAUACUCUUUAAUCGUACGAAUGCUUUGAGAAUGUCAGAGCAGCAAAUUCUUUAACACUAAACCUACCAAGCACUAAUAAUAAUAAGAAUAAGAAUAAGAUUAAGAAUAAUAAUAAUAAAAUAAUAAUAAUGAUAAUAAUAGUAGUAGUAAUGGUAAUAAUAAUAAUAGUAAUAAUAAUAAUAAAGGCAUUUAUUGAAUCAUUUCUACUGAAAGUAUCUUCAUAAUUUCAAUAAUUGCGAAUUAAAUUGAUUACGAAACGCGAUCAUUUGAUCAGCAGUAGUAGGUUUAGUGGUAAACCGAUACAAAUCCGGAAUCUGCUGCUAUUGAUGAAAAUGAUUUCGAAGUCGAUAAUGUAACUAUUUCUUUUCCUUGCAUUCAAGAUUUUAUUCGGAGGCAUUCAAAUAUUUUUACAGACCAGUGUUGCAUUGUACAUAGAAGAAGCUCAAGAAUGAUCCAUAAUGUUGCUUCAGUCGAUUAUGGCUUCCUCUUUUUAAUACGAUUCUCAUCCAGAUAGAGCGAUAACCGUAAUUGCAAUUUCAAAUUGGUGUACGUAAACGUACGAACAAGAUCAUAAUGAUUCAUCUUGUACAGAAUGUCCCCUUACUUUACGUGUUGAUGUUUACUUCGUCAUAAAGUCUUUUUUAUGAGCAAGUCAAAUGCUGGAAGACGCAGGCAUGGUAGCCGGAGAAUUUUGCCAGAUUUCAAAUCGAACGAGUGGGAGUAGGUCACGUGACGCGACGGCCUUCGUUGACUCGUACUGUGCAGCAAGCGCCACGUGACUCAACCCCACCCCUUCGAUCUGAAAUCUGGUUUAACUUUAUGGCUACCAUGGACACGGGUAUCUAAAGUUUACGGGGACGAUAAUAAUAUCGAAGAAUAAUCAAUGUUCUCUCUUUAUUACAGCAAACAUUUAUAACCUUUGCAGAGAGUGCAUACGUGCUUUGUUAUUGUCACAGGAGAAUAUGUUUUUACGUAAUCGACAUAUUUACGGUGAAUUCACUACUACAAAAGAGAUUCCAUUUUUCUUGCGAAACGAUAACCGUCUUUCUAAUCACCAUUUUGAAUACUCAGCGGACAAAUAAAAAUUGUUGAGAGCAAGACGACGAAAAGGAGAAGCCAUAUCUCUACUAAACGACACACACACACACACACACAUACACGCGCGCGCGCAUUGGACCGAAUGUGUACCGAUGAAAAAUUAUAAUGAACGACGUGCUACGAUCGAAUUUCAUCGUGUAUUGUCAAUUGCACUGAUAAUUAGUAUACAAACGCUCCAGUCUAACGAAAGCUCUCCGAACGUCCCGUGGCCCUGUGCAACUCAAAAGGUUGAUCCGUACGUUUAAUCGAUGUUUAUUCCAAGUUAUACCGUUCUACAACGUAAUGGAUGUUUCGUGUGAAUACAUAAGGAUCGUAUUAUAUGUCGCCGUACGAUGUUCUGUGUCCUCUCUUUUUUGUCGUUCAAUCUUCCGUAUUUCAUUGUUCACUGGCACAGUGUAAAAAAGAAGAGGUGGACCGACUUUAUCCCUAUUCCUACGAUCUUAAAGAUUUACUUUUAACAUAGUCGGUUAGGUGCUCUAAGAAAUUUUCGUACCAUCGAUGAGAGUUUCUAUCGUGUGUGCGGUAUCCUCUACAGUAACGCUACCGAAGUAGUACCAUACUUACAGAAAUAUAAUUUUAAAAAGUAAUGUAUCGGUGAGCAACGAUGGAAACAUGAGCACCUCUCGCCGGAACUUAUUAAAGUAAAUUUUUAGAAUCACAGAAAUUUUGUGGUAGAGUAACCGUAGUUGAUCCGCCCCUCCUUCUUACGCUUUUUGUCUUCUCUGACAACCGACGUGAAAUUAUUCGACUGCGGUGCAACUCGCUAGGCUGUUGUACAUUCACAGACGUCUUUCAAGUGAACCUACGAUAACACCUAACCGAUUCUAGAUGUCAUACUAAUCGGAUAUUCUACGAAAUCGCGCGUAUCGAUCACCUUGUGCAGGACGAAUCAUAGGACGUUUGACACUUUUCAAUAUUUCGUAUAAUAGAAAGAAGAGAAUACAUUUUGCACACCCUGCACAUUGAGCAUAUUCUCCCAACGAGCAUACUGGAUCUCAAAUGUGUACGCUAUACAAUAAAGGAGUAUGAGGCAAGUAUUUAAUUGAUAGACGAAGCUUUGGAUUGCGGUUCUGCAUUCAAAAUAAAAAUUGUGGUGCAAGUUGAUUGUAAGAAAAAUAAGUCAGAUGAAACUAUCUUUCUUGUUUCAAUAAUUUUAAUAAGUUAUACACGAUAUGAAAAUAUUGUCAAAAUCUAAUAUCUCUAUAGUUUUGUUUUUAACCUGUUUAUUUUUGUAAAAGAUAUAUAAAAUCAGGAAUCUAAUGACAGCGUAUUGAUAAGAAAUUAAAGUUAGUUUGAAAAAAUAGUUGAUGUAUCACUGUUUCUUAAUUCUGUACUACAUGGACGCUUCUCAACAAAUCACACCAAAAAUUCACAAUAAUUCACAUUUUUUCAAAUAAAAAUUGUUGAACUGAUGUUGUAGCGUAAAUUGCCGCAAUAAAUAAUAAUAAUUGAAAUAUAUUUCUGCACGCAAUACGAACCGCAUGCUUGUUAGUCGUUUAUUUUUCUUCUGAAUUUUCUAAAAAUAGAGUCACGUUAUAUUAUAAGCAUUUUCUCUUUUCCGUACAUUUCGUAAUUCUUCGGAAAAUAGCAUAUCAUGUUACGAGUCCAAUUCAAUCCUUUAACUUCAAGCAUGUGUUCAUUCUAAUGAUCAUUCAAACGAAAAAAAUAAUAGUGAUUUGAAAAGAAGACUAUGAGUAAGUAUAUGUGCAACAGUAUUUUUUUUAAUCUUUAAAUCUCAUAUGAGAUUUAUUAAGAUAUUGAGAGAAUAUUUAGUGUACAGUAAAAAUGUUGGAUACAAAUAUAAAACAACACAACCUAAAACGAAAUAACGUAACGUAAAAAGAACUAAUAAAAUUGUCAAUAUUUCUGCUAUCAUUAUUGUUACAAUCUUUGCAUCACAGUAUAUACCAAAAUGACUUAUUGGUAUAUUUACCAGAAUGAUUUAUAAAAAUUACGUUUCCAAUGGCAUAUCGAUGUCAGUCACAGUUAAAUGGCUGAUUAUUCUCUACAAUCUUCAGAUUGUAACAACAAAAUGCGUUUAGUUCCAUUUUUGCUAUUUUUCCAAUUAAAUCUACACUCCGAAUUUAACGCAUUUAUGCCAGAAACGGGUAGAUCAAAUGCAAAAUAAUAAAAAUAUUUAAACGAUUUGAAAAUAUUAUCGUAUUAUUAUGAGAAAGAAAUAAAUGUCUGUGUAGUUUUUGCAUCUUGUAAUUAACGAAGACAAUUUUUAUUUUGCAUGAACAUCCGCAAUCUGACUAUAAUAUUGCCAUCGAAUUGCUGUGAUGUGUACCAUUAAUAAACGAAAUUAUUGCAAUUUGAUGUUUUCUACCUUCGAGUGCAUUUUUUAGUUGAUUUGCAAUUUUGUAUUUGUUUUCAAUGCGGUUGAUAAUUGGACAUUCUGGAAUGUCGCUAAUAGCCUAUAAUGCUGAUGCGGCUGUAAACUAACAAAAGAAAAAACAGUUCAUUUUUAGAUUUGUCACCUACACAUAAAAAAACUUGGAGCUUUUAUUAUGAUCAUUUCAAAGAAACACAUUCAAUUAUAGAGCGUACAAAAAAUGUACACACUCUCUACUCUUUAAACUAUACGAAAUACUGAAAUAUGUGAAACGUUUUAUCAUUUUAAGACGUGUUUCAUGUUGCGUUAGCUUUUGAAAUUAGUUUCCUCUGAAUCAUUCGAGUGACGUGUGUUACGUGACCCGAUGGACUGCAGAUUUUCAUGUAAAUAGAACAGACGAAGAUCUCGAGAAGAAUAAAAACAAAGUUCUUAUUUCAACGAGAAAAUAAUUUCCGACAACCUGCUAAAAAUUUGACACAGCGAAUUGAACUGUUUUGUGAUUCUUGGCAGCAAUGAGCAUUGAGUUCCGCAUAAAAAUCCGCAGUCUGUUUAUUAUGCAGGUGCUGAGACCGUGCAUCGUUACUAACAGUGCCAUGCAGAAAUGACUAAAACUAAAUAGAGCGCGAAACGCGAACCGGGUUUAUCAGAAACGCAGACAAUUUGAUAGAGCACGCGAACGGUGUGAGUAUAGUGAGAUCGUGUUGCGCGUCCACGGUGAAUACGAGCAAAAAUUUCUCUAUGUAUACGUUUCUGCGGAUAGGAGACAAAAUUUCGAAAGAGGCGCCGGCCGUAAACAACGCUGACAAUGAACGACAGACAAUGUACAUAAAGAUACGAGGGGAAUAUUAUGAAAGAAUAUAUUUUUUAGUUUAUUGAAAGUGUAUAAGAAAGUAGAAGACGAAGGAUACGCUUCAUUCUCUGGAUAAUGAAGUGGAGUACAGGUGUGCGUGUAGAUCGUUCGAACAUGAAGUCGUCUUAUAGAAAUCUUCAUGACUAAUUAUUAUUAUUAUUAUUAUUACUAUUAUUAUUAUUAAAUUACUUUGCGAUUUUA